CAAGCCUGGGAGCUGGAGGGAGCGAGAGGGAGUGAGUGACCAACCCAGUUCCAAUUGCUGGCUGAAUCUUUGCGUUUUUCCGCGUUUAGUGUUAGAAUUUUCCGCUUGGGAGCUGUCAACACCACGCCUGAUGACGUCUACGCACGCCCACGAGUAGAUAAGCUUUGUUGCCCUUGGCCGAUGCCACCGCCUACAUAAGAAAAAGAGAGAGAAAGAAAAAAAAAAAGAACGUGCUAAAGCAUGUAGGGCAACCAGACGUCUAGACACACGGAAGCAGGCAGGGGGGCUCAGAAUUGGCUGCGAGUCUGUUACUGAUUUGAAAACACAAAUGAAGCAAAGUAUUAUGCCACCCUUCCUGUGAUGGAACACUGAUUCGACAGGCAAAAAUGAAAACUGAGAAUCCAGAGAAAAGUGAGAUGCACGGCGUGUGUGUGGUGGACGCUGGCGGCGCCCCAUACACUAAGCCCCACAAGGUGAAGGUGUUGGUACAGAAACGUGGCUGGUGGUGGCGCUGCGUGCCCCUAGUCGCCUGCAAGCAGGUAGUAGCCUUCACCUUCCCCUGGGAGAAGUACUGCAUGUCUACCUGCAAAACCUACAUCUCGCUGCCGGCACCCCUGGACAUGGGCCGCCUGCAGGAGGCACGGCGCAGGUCAGGGGACGCCGUGGUGAAGAUGGUGAUGACGCACACCGGAGGGAAGGUCGUCACCCUCACCACGGUGGAGAACUUCCUGCGGCGGCUAGCGUGGAAGGAGGCAGAAGAGGUUGUGUUACACCUGAGCAUUGACGAUGGACACAGCAAGGAACCCCCAGAGCAAGAGGCACAAAAUGACACAUGUGAAAACAGUGAACAUAAAGAAAUGGAGGCCAGUGAGGCUCCCUGGGUUGGUAAAACGUGCAAGUGUCCGCGUUGCGUGCUGCCAUUCUGGGAACUGCUGCGGGCAUGGGAGCCCCUGCCAGUGAAGCCGCCGACCGUGAUGGACACUUACGUGGGUAACCUGUUGGCGGAGGGCACUGUGCUCAAGACGGAGACCAAGAUGCUCGAGAAAGACCGAAAGAGCUGUGUCUCCCAGCUGGCUGCCCUGAAUGCUGAAACGGCAUUCAUGGAGCAGGAGAUGGACCGCGUUGAGGCCUCGUGGGCCAGUGACGUGAUGGAGGAAGGGCAAGGAGAGCUGAGUCUCGAGCUCGGAGGAACGGAAGAGGAAGGUUACGGUUCCAGGAAUGAAGAGGAAUGGAUGGAACUUUUGGAUCAUUACACUGAAGAGGAGGAAAAGACCUGCGAAGAAUACUUGACUCCGGAUGAAGGAGAUGUAAACUGGCAAGUGAAAGAGUAUGAGGAGGAAGGAGUGGAAGAGCAGGCGGCGGAGAACAGCGAGGAAUGGAGAAGGCAUGGGGCAAACCCCAGCAUGCUGCGCGCGCUCUCGCUGUUGCACAACGCCACCCGCUGAAGCGCCAAUGGAAAACAAAAUAGAAAAGAAGAAAAUUAAAAGAAGUGAAAAAAAAAUCUGUAAUUUUAGAGUAGAAAGUAAAAGAGAAGCACCAUGAAAUAGGAGAUAGGAAAAUUGAAAACAAUGAAAAAAUAAAGAAGCUCCAAAAUAUGAGUUUAGAAUAGAAAAUAGAAGAAAAUAAAAAUAUAAAUAACAAAAUAGAAAACAAGAAAAUAAUACAAAUAAGAAAAUACAAAAAAAAAAAAAGUUCUAGAAAAAAAAAGUUAAGUAACGUGUGCACAGUUCUGCCCAUAGGUUGGUACGAAGUGUGCAGGUUAGCCAACGUACAGGAAUUAACGUACACAAGAAUCACUGACGCGUCAGUUUAUCAAAACUUUAUGUAACUCAUAUCCGUCUACUUCAUCUCACAAUUCUGAUUCUCAUAUGUUGUUACCUUGUGUUUACUUCAUCGUAACCUCAGUCUCUUCGUUAAUCUGCAUGUACAUAAGUAUGUACACGCUUUACCACUACAUAUUUUUCCCAUGCUUAUUCGAAAUUUAAUAUCAUAUUUCACCUCAAUAACUCACAUUGUAAAUACAUACAACUUGUAAUCUCAUAAAUUUCGAAUAAC
Scylla paramamosain (green mud crab) is the source of this 2055-nucleotide messenger RNA. RefSeq lists its product as uncharacterized. Bases 387 to 1445 code for a protein of 352 amino acids. NCBI's taxonomy places the organism in Eukaryota, Metazoa, Arthropoda, Malacostraca, Decapoda, Portunidae. The transcript is spliced from 2 exons. The record is from RefSeq and is a predicted model, not a curated record.